CAAAGUUUAAGGUUGCCGGACGAUCCAUUUAACACAGAGGCGUAUGGCACAUCCUUAUCAGGUGGCGAUCCGUGUCCUCUGGGAGAAAAAGAACAUCAAGAAGGCCAUCGACUACCCUCGCAUCCACACGGACUUGCUUAGCGGGACCAUCUUCUACGAGCCGUCCAUGCCAGAAAAAAUGAUGCAGAAGCUUCAACAGAAGAACCACACCCUGGUAAAGGAGAGCGGGGAGCUGGGCAUGUUGGACCGCUACUCUUUCGUCACCGGCCUCACGCACGUCGAUGGCCUCAUCGAGACCAACUACGACUACCGCAGCAAGGUUGGCGGCUCGGACGGCGAUUCGCCCGGCAACCUGACCGCCCACUGCCCACCCCCGGGAACUGGGUGCACUUCUGCGCCGUUCCCUUAG
Dermacentor silvarum is the source of this 409-nucleotide messenger RNA. Its product is annotated as scoloptoxin SSD20-like. The coding region runs from base 44 to 409 and encodes 121 amino acids. The transcript has 2 exons. Lineage: Eukaryota; Metazoa; Arthropoda; Arachnida; Ixodida; Ixodidae. The record is from RefSeq and is a predicted model, not a curated record.